Molecule: messenger RNA, 1711 nt
Organism: Podospora bellae-mahoneyi
Lineage: Eukaryota; Fungi; Ascomycota; Sordariomycetes; Sordariales; Podosporaceae
Exons: 2
Coding region: 668-1711 (347 amino acids)
Biological process (GO): intracellular protein transport
Cellular component (GO): endomembrane system
Molecular function (GO): GTP binding; GTPase activity
Source: RefSeq, a predicted model, not a curated record
AGCCAGCCAAAAGGGAAGGGAACAAAGAUAGCGUGUGAAGUGCGACUUGAAGCACUGUGGGAGCAACAAGAAACACAAAAUAGUAUUUUUUUUUUAAUUUUUUUUUUGGUUACGCUACCUAGGUUAUUCACUGGCGCUGGCACUCCGAACGACUGACUGAAUGUUGACAACGUCUUUUUUUCCCUCUCCCCCUUCUUUCCCCGCAGCCCACUCGCGGUUCAGCCUUCUCUAUUUUUUUUGUUUUACACCCGCCGCCGCAGCUUAUCCCUUGCGAACGGUUGUCUGUUUCGUUGCCUGUGUGUGUCGCAUUCUCAUUUUGCCCCUGUCGCAAAACUAUUUUGUGACCAAGACCGCGCGCAACAAAAGGCAAAAAGAAAUCAGUCGUAAUAUUCAACAUAUCGGCAGCGCGCGCGCGACGUAGGACACGACACACCCCCAUCCUGUUCCUGUUGUUUCCUCCCUCCCUCUAGCCCAGCCUCGUUGUUCCCCAGACGAGCAAACAGACUGAAACGAAACAGGUGGUGGUCUGUUACUCGUGUGUCUACACAAACAGACAAACCCAUCUGAACUACCAUAACCCAACCUUCCCCGACCUCGAUAAUAAUACCAAAUCAUCAUACCAAAAUAAUCAUCCAAAAAACACACGGUGCGACACCGUCACCAAAAAAUGUCGUCCGCCCUCGAAGCCAAAAUCGUCAUCCUCGGCUCCCAAGGUGUAGGCAAAACCUCCCUCGUAACCCGGUACUGCAAAGGCGCCUUCGACCCAGCCAAAACAACCUCCACCGUCGGGGCAUCGUUCAUGACGAAGAGGGUAGUAGACACAGACACCGACACCCUCGUCCGUCUGCAAAUAUGGGACACCGCCGGCCAAGAACGCUUCCGCUCCAUCUCCCGCCUCUACUACCGCGGCGCAAACGCCUGCAUCCUCUGCUACUCUAUAACCGACUCGUCCUCCUUCCACGAAAUGUCCCUCUGGCUCACCGAGCUCCGCCGCAACUUACCUUCUGACAUCAUCCUCCACGUGGUCGGGACAAAGGCGGAUAUUGUCGCGAAGGACCCUUCGAAGAGACAGGUUCCGUUUGAGAGGUGUAUCGCCUAUGUGGCGGAGAAUCUCGCGCCGGGAAGGGGAUCAACCCCCCCUCCGUCCGCCACCCUUCCCUUACCCUUUGCACCGUCUUCUUCUGAACCAGCGGCUUCGUCGUCGAACCCGAGAUCGAGCGGGUUGUUUUCGGCUAUAUCGUCCACCGACCCUGGACCGAAAUCUCCAAGCUCGAAACGGUCUUCUGGGUUUUGGGGCCAGGAGGUGGGGUGGGAUGCCUGUCAUGAGAUUUCUGCCGAGAGCGGGGAGGGGGUAGAGGAGGUUUUUAGGGUCGUGACGAGGAAGCUGGUGGAGAGGGACAGGAAGAUGAGGGCUGAUUUGUUGGCUGCUAGUGGGGGGAGGUUGGAUGGUGGCGGGUAUAUGGGGCCGGAGACGCCUUUUUUCUCAAGUGUAGCUGCUACGGCGGGGACGGAUGAUCAGGAUGGAGGGGGGCAGGGGGGGUAUUUUGAUGCUAGGUUUGGAGUAGGGGGGAAUAGUGGGGGGAGUUUUAGGGUGGGAAGGGAUAGGAGGAGUUGGUUGUUUAGUCCGGGGUUCAGCACGCCAGGGUUGGGGACGGGGGAUCAAGGCCAGGGGCAGUAUGUUGAUGGGCAGAGGGGGGGGAGGUGCUGUUAG